Molecule: messenger RNA, 3514 nt
Organism: Nelumbo nucifera (sacred lotus)
Lineage: Eukaryota; Viridiplantae; Streptophyta; Magnoliopsida; Proteales; Nelumbonaceae
Source: RefSeq, a predicted model, not a curated record
UUCUGGUUUUUCACGUUACAGUAAUACUAACCAGUAACCAGCACGCUCUCUCUCUCUCUCUCUCUCUCUUUCUCUCUCUCGUAAUUGAAGCUGAUAAAUGAGUCCGAACAAAUGAGAAGCUUUCAGGUCCGGAAAAGUCGGUGCAAGAAGAGACCUUGUCUCUCAUGGAACACUCCUCGCACUUUCUGAGCGUCGCCGCUGUAAAUCCGGCGAAUCUCCGGCUUGGUUUCCAUUGUUGAUGUACUGGAAUGUCUGACUCCGGCAGCUCCCCGGUGGCGUAACCGAGAUCCUGUUGUACAAGGUCUCUCUCUCUGUCCUUCGCUGAGGGGUGGAUGAUCUUUUGUUGUUGCGAAACUUGCGAGAUGUUGAUUGGGCUCCGUGAUUCCUUUUAGGAUCAUGAGAAGCACUGAAAUGCAUAUGAACGGGAUGCAGCAGAGAAGAGCUCACGAUCUUGAUAAGCCAUUUCCAGGAUGCAUGGGAAGGAUGGUGAACUUCCUUGAUUUAAGCACUGGUGUGGCUGGAAACAAACUGCUUACAGAGAAACCACAUCGAGAUUGUUCUUUUCUUCCUAGAAGUCAAUCAGAAAAGUCAGAUCCCAUCAGAGACCAGAUGGACAACAAACCAAUAGGAUACGAGUUGAGGAGGGCUUAUUCAAGCAAGAAAUCAAGUGGAACACCCAUGAAGAUGCUCAUAGCCCAGGAAAUGUCAAAAGAAACAGAGUCUAAACAAAAGCCACCUGGUGUAGUUGCCAAGUUGAUGGGGCUUGAAGCACUGCCAGGACACCAUCCAGAUUCAACAGGACAGAGAAUCCAGCAAAAAGGUUGUUUACUGAAUUCUUUUACUGAACCCGAGGCAAUAUUUAGAUAUCAGCAUCAAGAAAGUGACAUCUCAGACAGGGAAAUGCAAUGUGAGAUUCAUCCAGUUCUGGAGCAUAAAGAGUACAAAGAUGUAUAUGAAGUUUGGCAGAAAUCACCGAAAGGUAACCACACUAAAGAUAAAUCUCCACAGAAGGGAAGACAAAAUGAAAAUCUGAAUGAGAAAAAGAUGGCUUUUGUACGUCAGAAAUUCACUGAAGCAAAACGCCUUGCCACAGAUGAAAAACUACACCAGUCUAAGGAAUUCCAAGAUGCAUUGGAAGUUCUGAAUUCCAAUACGGAGUUAUUCCUUAAGUUUCUGCAAGAACCAAAUCCACUAUUUUCACAGCAUUUGUUUGAACUACGAUCUAUUYCCCCACCUACUCAGACAAAGCGCAUUACAGUAUUGAAACCUUCUAAGAAUUUGGAAAAUAACAGAUUUUCCGAACUAGAGAAGAAGAGUGAAAAACAGAUAAAGAAACAAACACAAGUGUUUGAAGAAAAUGGGUGGGACAAAGAGAAGCCUUGCUGGAGUCCUGUGUACACAAAACAGAAGGUUGAUAUUUCUGCUCAACCAACACGGAUAGUGGUCUUAAAGCCUAGUCCCGGGAAUAACCAUGACAUUAAAGCCAUUGUUUCUUCCCCUCCCUCUUCACCAAAGUUGCCACAUAAUCAUGAUUUCUGUGAUGAAACAGAAGAUAACGAGGCAAUAGGAUCAAGAGAAGUGGCAAAGCAGAUCACACAGAAGAUGCGGGAAAAUUUGAACACUCAUCAGAGAGAUGACACUUUACUAUCCUCUGUGUUUUCCAAUGGAUAUACUGGGGAUGAAAGUUCAUUCAAUAGGUCAGAAAAUGAGUACGUGGAAGAGGGAAACAUCAGUGAUUCAGAAGUCAUGACUCCAACCCUAAGACAUUCAUGGGACUACAAUAGGUUUGGUAGUCCUUAUUCAUCCUCUUCUUUUAGCCGGUUAUCCUAUUCUCCAGAGUCAUCAGUUUGCAGGGAAGCAAAGAAGCGACUUUCAGAAAGGUGGGCCAUGAUGGCAUCUAAUGGAAUUAGUCAAGAACAAAUACAAGUCCAGAGAAAGUCAAGUACAUUAGGUGAGAUGCUUUCUCUUUCUGAUGCAAAGAAGCCUGCAAAAUCUGGUGAAGAAGGUCCUGAUGUGGGCUUGAGCGUCAUUAGUAGCAGAUCCUGUGGCGAUGAACAAGAUCUUAUGGCACCACCAUCAUGCUUGUCAAGUGCCAGGGAUAAGGAUGAAGGUGGGGAGGUAUCUCCAAGGAAUCUACUAAGGUCAAGAUCUGUUCCUGUUUCUUCUACAGUUUUUGGGACAAGGUUGAAUGUUGAAGUUCCAGAACCUGAUGUUGGCAAGCCAGUUGUUCCCAAGGAGUCAAAGCCAAAAGGCGGGAAGUCAACAUUCAAAGGGAAAGUUUCAAGUUUGUUUUCCUUAAGGAAUAAGAAAUCAAGCAAAGAAAAAUCUAAUGCAUCACCCUUGGCUGGCUUCCAAGGUGACUCUCAGUCUACCCCUGCUGAAAUGCCAGGGAUUGCAAAACAGCAUUCUUCAGAAAGAAGUGAUGAUGCUCCUCAAUGUGUUACUAGUAGUAGCCUUGAAGGUGGGGUGUCAUCAAGCCGUACUUCUUCACCAGCUUCCAUAUGUUUAGGAACAAAACAUGGCACUUUCAUAGACGAGGCAAUAUCUAUAGCAAACCAGGACCAACCAAGCCCCAUUUCAGUCUUGGAAGCACCAUUUGAUGAUGAUGUUAAUACAACUUCACAACCCUCUGGAAACAUAAAGUCAGAUCAACAGGCAGGGUUAUCUGUGCACCAUCACUCACUUAGAUCAAACUUAAUUGACAAAUCUCCACCAAUAGGAUCCAUAGCACGGACACUGUCAUGGGAUGAUCCUUGUUUAAUAGCAGCCAGACCAAAUUCAUUGCACUUAUCUAGGUUUGCCACUGAAGCAGAAGAAGAACAGGAAAGGUUCUUGUUUGUCCAGGUGUUACUCUCAACUGCAGGCCUGGAUUACGAGGAGCAAUCUGAUGUGAUCUUUUCCAGAUGGCAUUCAGAAGAGAGCCCAUUGGACCCAUCAUUGAUUGAAAAAUAUCUCAGCCUGAAGGAUGACAAGGAACAAUUACAUGAAGCAAAGCGCAGACAGUGGAGAUCAAACCGGAGACUGCUAUUUGAUUGUGUCAAUGCAGCCCUGAUGGAUAUCACAGGAUAUUCAUCAAAAGCAAAUCCAUGGGUGAAGGUAUCUAGCACUGUUCAAAGUAAGAUUUUGGUAGAUUCUGUAGUGACUCUGGACAAAGUCUGGAGCUGUGUGAAGGAGUGGUAUAGUAACAGUGAGGGAAGGUGUUAUUCAGAUGAAAGUGGGGACAGAAACAGUCUGGUGGUGGAGAGGAUGGUGAGAAAGGAGGUGGCUGGAAAGGGGUGGGAGGAUCUUAUGAGGUUGGAAAUAGAUACUUUAGGUAAGCAAAUAGAGGGAGAGAUUCUGCAGCAGCUUGUGGAGGAUGCUAUUGUUGAAUUGACAGGUGGAUUGUGUUGAAGCUUGUACUUUAUUUUCUUUUUUUCUCUAUUAUUUAUGUAGUGUGAUUGCUAUUUAAAAUCAUGAUAACCUCACCAACCUCAAUUUCUUUAAAUGCCACAAAUUCUCAUGUGUAUUGAUUAAA